Molecule: messenger RNA, 2547 nt
Organism: Anoplopoma fimbria (sablefish)
Lineage: Eukaryota; Metazoa; Chordata; Actinopteri; Perciformes; Anoplopomatidae
Gene: enpp2
Product: ectonucleotide pyrophosphatase/phosphodiesterase 2
Exons: 25
Coding region: 1-2547 (848 amino acids)
Biological process (GO): phosphatidylcholine catabolic process; immune response
Molecular function (GO): zinc ion binding; polysaccharide binding; nucleic acid binding
Source: RefSeq, a predicted model, not a curated record
AUGUUGCUUCAGAAACUGUACGUUUGGCUCCUGUCAGUCCUGUGUGGCAUCGACGUGUGUUGGGGUUUUGUCUACGACCGGCCCAGACGCUCGGGAGAGGACGGGACUUCUGCCAGAUCAGAGUCUCGCUCUGCGUCUCAGUACGUGCCGACCUCCGGCUCCUGCAGGAACAGGUGUUUUGAGCUGGUUGAGCUGGAACCGCCAAACUGUCGCUGUGACAACCUGUGCAAGACCUACAACGGCUGCUGCUCUGACUUCGAUCAGCUCUGCCUCAGGACAGAAGGGGGUUACGAGUGCAGAAAAGAUCGGUGUGGGGAGUCUCGGAACGAACAACAUGCCUGCCACUGCUCUGAUGACUGUCUGGCCAGAGGAGACUGUUGUACCAACUACAAGGCACUGUGCAAAGGGGACACUUCAUGGUUGCAGGACGAGUGUGAGGAGAUCAAGACAUCUGAAUGUCCUGCUGGGUUUGUGCGCCCGCCACUCAUCAUGCUGUCUGUGGAUGGAUUUCGAGCUUCUUAUGUGAAGAGAGGAAACACAGUCAUCCCCAACAUUGAGAAAUUGAGAACAUGUGGAACCCAUGCUCCAUACAUGAGGCCUGUUUACCCCUCAAAAACCUUCCCCAACCUCUACUCACUGGCUACGGGUCUCUAUCCAGAGUCUCAUGGUAUCAUCGGUAACUCCAUGCAUGACCCGGUGUUUGAUGCGACCUUCACCCUGAGAAGCCGAGAGAAACUCAGUCAUCGCUGGUGGGGAGGACAGCCGAUCUGGAUCACAGCGCUCAAGCAGGGAGUGAAGGCUGCCACCUUCUUCUGGCCUGUUGUUAUUCCAUUGGAGAGGCGGAUACUGACCAUGCUGCAGUGGCUCCACCUCCCUGAAGGGGAAAGGCCCUAUGUUUACGCCAUGCACUCGGAACAACCGGACACAUAUGGACACAAAAUGGGGCCCAUGAGCAUAGAAUUGAACAACCCUCUGCGGAUGAUUGACAGGAUUGUCGGCCAACUGAUGGAUGGACUCAAACAGAUGAAACUGCACCGCUGUGUCAACAUCAUCUUGGUGGGGGAUCACGGUAUGGAAGAAGCCCACUGUGAUCGCACAGAGUUCCUCAGCAACUACAUUACCAACGUUGAUGACAUCAUCCUCAUCCCUGGGUCUCUGGGCAGAAUACGCUCAAGAUACCCCAACAACCCUAAAUAUGACCCCAAGGCUGUUGCUGCAAAUCUAACAUGUAAGAAGGCAGACCAGCACUUUAAGCCGUACUUGAAGCAGCACCUGCCUAAGAGACUGCACUACGCCAACAACCGGCGCAUUGAAGAUAUUCACCUGUUGGUGGAGAGGAAGUGGCACGUCGCCAGGAAAGUUCCUGAAGGGAAGAGGCACUGUGGCUUCUCUGGGGACCAUGGAUAUGACAAUAAGAUCAACAGCAUGCAGACUAUUUUCUUGGGGUAUGGGCCUACAUUCAAAUUCAAGACUAAAGUUCCAGCCUUUGAAAACAUUGAGCUUUAUAAUGUCAUGUGUGAUCUUCUGGGUCUGAAACCAGCCCCCAAUAAUGGAACCCAUGGCAGUCUGAACCACCUGCUGAGAAGCCCCACCUACAGGCCGACCAUGCCAGAGGAGGUUUCCAGGCCGGCAGCCUCUGGUCUUGGUCCUGCAGGAACAGAAGACCUGGGUUGCAGCUGCGAGGACAAGAACAAAGUGGAGGAGCUAAACCAGCGACUGAGGCAAGCUAUGGAUGACAGCAGGAACUUGCCGUACGGCCGACCCGCUGUACUCUUCCGUACCAAGUACUCCAUCCUCCACCACAGUGACUACAUCAGCGGCUACAGCGAGGCGCUCUCUAUGCCUCUCUGGACAUCAUACUCCGUCAGCAGACAGGUAGAAGUGUCUCCUCUGCCUGAAGCCCUGUCCAACUGUGUGAGACCUGAUACCAGAGUGCCUCCAUCUUACAGUCAGUCUUGUACCAACUACAGAGCAGACAAACAGAUCACCUACGCCUUCCUGUACCCACCACAAUUCUCCACAACCAUGGACAAAAAAUACGAUGCUGUCCUAAUCACCAACACCGUCCCCAUGUAUCCUGCAUUCAAGAGAAUAUGGAGCUACUUCCAGAGAGCGCUGGUGAAGAAAUAUGCCACUGAGAGAAACGGAGUGAAUGUGCUCAUUGGACCCAUAUUUGACUACGACUAUGAUGGUGUCAGGGACUCUGCUGAGAAAAUAAAAGAGUAUGUAAGUCGGGUGAUACCCGUCCCCACACACUUCUUUGUGGUCUUGACCAGCUGCUUAGACUUCACGCAGGCUGCAGACUCGUGUAGCGGCCCGCUCAGCAGCGCUGCCUUCAUCCUGCCACACAGAGCCAGCAACGACGAGACCUGCAACAGCUCAGAGGAGGAGUCCCGCUGGGUGGAGGACCUGAUGAAGAUGCACACGGCUCGAGUCCGAGAUGUGGAGAUUCUGACGGGCUUGGACCUGUACCGCAGAACGACCCGGAGCUACGGCGAAAUCCUCUCGCUCAAGACCUACAUGCACACCUACGAGAGCGAGAUCUGA